Molecule: messenger RNA, 399 nt
Organism: Colletotrichum fioriniae
Lineage: Eukaryota; Fungi; Ascomycota; Sordariomycetes; Glomerellales; Glomerellaceae
Source: RefSeq, a predicted model, not a curated record
AUGAAGACCUUCUCCAUCGCCGUUGCCAUGCUAGCGUCCCUAGUCGCUGCAGGGGACUUUAGCAAGAGUUGCACGGACGAACAUAUCGACCCCGCAACCCAGGUUCUGACGGCGAACUGCAACGCCGGUGACGGCAAGGGCACGGUUAAGUCGACUUCCCUCGACCUCAACCAAUGCUUCACCUAUACGGGCACCAAGAUUCAGUACAGCGGCAAGGGCCACUUGGGUGAUUCUUGCAGCGACUGUUAUGUCUAUCGCAUCGAGGAUCCGGUCUAUGGGCCGAUUUUCGGCACCACCCGAGUCUGGUUGAGCUGCUCUUGCAACGGCUCCGAGAGCCAAAUCGAGCUUGAUACUACGCCCGUGUCUAACCAGUACGGAACUCUGAGCUGCACCUCAUGA